Symbiodinium necroappetens is the source of this 586-nucleotide messenger RNA. NCBI's taxonomy places the organism in Eukaryota, Dinophyceae, Suessiales, Symbiodiniaceae. The record is from the annotation of a GenBank genome assembly.
AUGCUGAGAGACCACGGUUUCUCGAUCGCCGAUUUGCUACAAGCAGGCGUGCAUCUCACUCUGCAGCAGUGCGUUGCGGCCCAUUACUCACUUCCCGAACUGAAGGAGGCGGGGUACUCGGCCCGUGAGAUGAAGGGUGUCUUCCCGCUCCACGAGUUCCGAGAGGCAGGCUUCAACUACGUGGAGAUGAAAGAGGCCCAACUGGCAGAUACUGCUUUAGCUGCGGCCGGUUUUACUCUGAUCUUCCAGGAGAUGCCAGGCUUAGGUGAGGAUGAGAGCCCACGUGCUCCCAACAAGAUGUCCAAAUUUGCCGGCGCCCGGGAUGCCGGUCAAGUGGGCGAGCUGAAGGAAGAAGGCUGUUCCCUCGAAGAGUUGAAAAGCCUGGGUUUUGGACCAGCGGCUUUGAAAGCCCAUUACUCCGUCAUCCAGCUCAAGGGCGCCGGCUUCUCCGUUGCAGAGUUGAAGGCGGUGUGUACUUUGCGCGAGUUGAGGAUGGCUGGCUUCUCCGUGGCAGAGUUGAAGGAGGAGUUUUCCGUGGCAGACUUGAAAUCCGCUGGCUUCUCUGCCGCCCAAUUGAAAGAGAAAG